AUGUCUAUGCCCACUCCCGCGACGAAUACAACGCCGUCGGCCGCUCUGGCCGGUCCUCCCAGCGUGGACACCCCCUCUGUGGAGCCCAUUGCGAUCCAGGAUCUCGAGAGCGGCAAAUUGGACGUGGACUCGCUCGUGCUGGAAAUACAAGACCUGCGGUCUCAUAUCGCGGGAUUACGCUACGAGAUGGCUAAAUACAUCCGGCUGCUUGCGUCAGUGAAUGAGGACAGCACGUCUUCCGGGUUCUACCACGAGGUGGCGGCCCAGAUCGGCGUUUUGAAAAACAGCCUGGAUACAUAUAACAACGCUUACAGAAGACUUCUCCCUGUGAUUCGGUACUCGAAACUGAAGAAAGGGCUGAGCCCCGAGGACCAGACGAAGGUGGUGAGCCACGAGGUGAAGGUGGAUACGAAGUUUCUGAGCGAGCAAGCGGCAAAUAAGAUGGAUAUAUCGAAAAACCCGUUAGUGGCGGCCUCAGAGAUGGGUGCUCCGUACUCUGCGGGCAGUGUUGGGUCGCCUGGUGCGCGCAAUGGGGCUGCCAAGCGGCCGAUGAAGGCCAAGCCGCCAGUCAAGAAGAAGUGA
This is a messenger RNA of Ogataea philodendri, 582 nucleotides long. RefSeq lists its product as uncharacterized. The transcript has a single exon. The record is from RefSeq and is a predicted model, not a curated record. Bases 1 to 582 code for a protein of 193 amino acids. Lineage: Eukaryota; Fungi; Ascomycota; Pichiomycetes; Pichiales; Pichiaceae.